UUAAAGUUAGCUUUUUUUUUUUUUUUUUUUUUCUUCCUGGAGGACAUCUCCGCGUAUCUGAAACUGCGGGGGGUUUUCUCCAGAGCACAUUUGCUCCCUACAGAACGCGAUCACAAACCUAUCAACUCCUGGUCCACCAGGGGGAGCACUUCACCAGCACAAAACAAACCUUCCCCAAAGGAAGUCACCGAAGGCGCCGCUUCCUCUCAACUCACGCAGCUUGACGGCGACCCGGAUUUUUAUCGGCUCUCCGAGCUGUGGCACUCACAUACCUAACACUGAUUUCCCACGUCCAGCCUCAUGCCGGAAAUAACUUCGUCCCUGCUUGCACACCGCCUUUCUGUGGGCCAGACCGGUAGAUGGAUCAAACUACUGAUUCUGUAUGUAUUCAAGCGCAGGAGUGAAAUCAGGCACCCGAUCGUUAAUGUGGCGUGUAAGUGCGCGUGUGUUUGUGAGAGGGAAACAGACGACACACUCCCACAGGUCCUGAAGCCAGGCAUCCACCGCCGCUCGCUGAUUCUACCAGGCCCUUCUUCAGCAAGGCCUUUGGCUGGAGCCCGGUGGCUGGGAAGGAAAACAGCUGUCAGAGAAAGGACCCGUGUUGAUAAGCCGUUUGUGCACACGCUCAGACUUCACCCCCAGCCUGUCCAAACAAAACAGCUGUGGGCGCAGCGGACCUGUGUACGGAUCGGAACCCCCAAACCUGCUGAGAAAAAAACAGAGCGUCACAACAGUCUUCCAGUGGCUUCAAAAUUCAUGGAAGGCAUUGCCCUUGGGGAACCGAGUUUUACUUUUCAUAAGGGCUUGUUCCUUGGGCUCCUUAUCCUCAGCCUCCUUCCAGGCGCCUCUGUUUCUUCCUCUGCUAAUAGCCUCCCUGCCGCGGAAGGUGCGGGCUCUGGGAUCCACGGCUUUGGCGUCAACGUGGGAAUUGGUUGGAAAUGCAGAACUUCAGGCCAUAUCCCAGACCCCCCUGAGUCAGCAUCUGCCUUUUCACAAAACCCCUUGGGGUUUGGAGUGUAUGUUUCAUAGUCGAAACUCGACUCACAGAGACCCUUGUCUUGGGACUGGUCUGCUUUGUUUUUUUUUAAUGUUUAUUUAUUUUUGAGACUGAGAGAGACAGAGCAGGAGUGGGGAGGGUCAGAGAGAGAAGGAGACACAGAAUCGGAAGCAGGCUCCAGGCUCCGAGCUGUCAGCACAGAGCCCGACGCGGGGCUCGAACUCACGGACCGUGGUAUCGUGACCUGAGCCGAAGUGGGAUGCUUAACCGACUGAGCCACCCAGGCGCCCCUGGUCUGCUCUUUUUAGAAUAGGCAGAUGAGAUGCGUAGAUGCGUCCCUUUAAAUAGGAUGAACAGGUGUCACGAUUAUUACAUGGCCUUAGGUUAUAUGCCACCGACCUCAGAAGCAGCAGCAUGGAAAAAGAGGGUUCAGUGUUGAAGGUAAAAACCAACCAAACAAAACCCUCAGCCUCCAAUCUUAGCUCUGGCCCUCGGAGCCCUCACUUUCCUCACUGUCCCUGAUAGGUAUUAACUCCACUGGGAAGGUUAAAGGACCCCCCCCACCCCGACACGUGGAAGAUACAGGUGAUAUUUUUCUUUCCCUUCAGAAUCAGGUUUCCCAUCGAUGACUGUUAUCGAGGUAUGUGGUUAUUAAUAUUUUUCCCUUUACUAUUCUUUUUUUCCUGCUAAUUUUUUGCUUGUCUUAUUACUUCCGCAUAAAACCGGGAGAGAGAAACGGUGAGCCUCCAGUCAGCCUGUAUACUUACUCACAAGUUGCUUCGUUGAAUAAUUCUGGAAAAGGAGAACACUGAAAAAAAAACUAAAAUGAUCAUUUGGGA
Felis catus (domestic cat) is the source of this 1836-nucleotide messenger RNA. RefSeq lists its product as uncharacterized. The transcript is spliced from 2 exons. NCBI's taxonomy places the organism in Eukaryota, Metazoa, Chordata, Mammalia, Carnivora, Felidae. The record is from RefSeq and is a predicted model, not a curated record. Bases 301 to 1029 code for a protein of 242 amino acids.